Molecule: messenger RNA, 855 nt
Organism: Paramecium tetraurelia
Lineage: Eukaryota; Ciliophora; Oligohymenophorea; Peniculida; Parameciidae
Exons: 2
Source: RefSeq, a predicted model, not a curated record
AUGUUCGGACUUUUAUUCUAAACGAUUGAGUUUGCAUUGUCUGUUGCAUUGUGUCUAUUUAUAAAAGUGGGAAGAGAAGAGACAAAAAUGAGUGGAAGAGUGCUGAAGUUCGCGUAUAGGGUUGAAAAGAAUCUACUUUAUAAUUAUGAAUUUGGAAGAUAUACAAAAGUUUUCAGAUUUUGCCUGAUUCCAUUUUUAUUAUCGACUCUAUAUCGCAAGGUUAUGAAACUUAAAUCGUCCUUUAAUUUGUAUCAGAUAAUGUUGCUAGUGAUUGAUCUGUUAUCAUUGACUGAUUACAUAAACACAACUGAGUCAUAUUAAAGAUAUUGUCUGGUUUAUGCGAUCAGAAUAAUUAGAACAACCAUCAUGUUGUUUGAUUUAAUUAAAGAUAUUACAAAUGUGUCUAUGAUCCAUUAUGAAAAAAGACAACUGGCUAAAUAGCUAUAAAUAUCAUAACAACUUUAAUAAAAUUAAUAAGAGCGAGCAAAACAAUAGGAGAGCUAGGAUGAAGAAUCAGACUUGGAUGAAUCAUUAAAAUUAAUCAAUACAAAAAAAUAGCAAUAGCAAUAAACUUUGAUAAAACGACUAAUUUUUCCAUAAAUGAAAAUUCCUUGCAUUGCAUUAAAUUUGACAAUCAAUCAACAGCAGUAUUAUAUUUAAAUAAUUGAUCCUUGGAGUUUUGAUAAAUCAUUCUCACAAAUCUAAAUCAGAGAGCAAUUAUUGAUAAUGAUCAAACUAAACUUUUGUUGCUAAAUUUAUCAAACCUUAAAGAAAACUAAGUGUAAUCAAUAAGCACUUUAUUAAUAUAGAGAAUUAAUAGCUGAAUAUCUAUCUUAAAUUAUUUGGAUGAAUUGA